Hansenula ciferrii is the source of this 1338-nucleotide messenger RNA. Its product is annotated as CUE domain-containing protein. The record is from RefSeq and is a predicted model, not a curated record. Gene Ontology annotation, molecular function: ubiquitin binding; ubiquitin conjugating enzyme binding. Gene Ontology annotation, biological process: ubiquitin-dependent protein catabolic process. Lineage: Eukaryota; Fungi; Ascomycota; Saccharomycetes; Phaffomycetales; Wickerhamomycetaceae. Bases 1 to 1338 code for a protein of 445 amino acids. The transcript has a single exon. Gene Ontology annotation, cellular component: cytoplasm.
AUGGCUAAGGGAAAUAAGAAUCUAGGUGGUAUAAAACCUGAAAAAGCAGCUGCUACCACUGCUGUUACAACUGAUUCUGGUGAUCAAGAAGAAGGAACAAUUUUGAAUGAUGAUUUAUCUGAUGAUGAAGAAACAAGUAAGAAGGAUGAAUCUAAAUCUGACUCCAAGGAAGGAUCCAAAGAUGUUGCUGCUAAAGAUGAUAAGAUUGAGGAUUUGGAAACUGGUAAAACUGAAGAAGUUAAAGAUACUAAAGAUGGUAAUGUUUCAGUAAAGGAAUCAAAAGAUGUUGAAACGAAAUCAGAAGUUAAAGAAGAUAGUAUUUCAGACUCAAAAGUUGAAGAAUCAAAAGAUACUACUUCAACUGCUAAAAUUGAAAAAACCACCACAGAAGAUGUACCAACUACAUCUACAACUGCAACUACAGAAGAUCCACCAGCUCCACCACCAAAACCAGCAAGACCAUUAUCACCAAGACAAGAAGCUAAAAAGAAUCUUAAAGAAGCGUUCCCAACAAUUGAUGAUAAAACAAUUGAAUCUAUAUUGAUUGCAUCUUCAUUCAAAUUAGAACCAGCUUUUAAUGCUUUAUUAUAUUUAUCUGAUCCAGAAGCUAUAAAAUUUGAAGAAGUUGUUGUACCAAAUGAAGCACCAACUCCACGUCGUCAAUUAUCUCAAUUAGAACAAGAUGAAUUAUUAGCUAAGAAAUUAGAUGAAGAAUUUAAUAAAUCACAAAGAAGAGAAAGAGAAAGACAUAGACGUAGACAACAAUAUCAACAACAACAAGGACAACAAGGUGAAGGUUAUUAUCCGGGAGAUCAAAGAUCAACAAGAAGUGGAACCAGACAAGGACCUUAUCAAGAUAGAGAAGAAGAAGAUGAUGAUAUGUUUUCAAAUUUUGUUGAAAAAGAUUUACCACAAAUUAAAGAACAAUUUUCUAAAAACAUUGAAGAUACCAAAACAAAAUUUAAUAGUUGGGUAAGUGGUUGGAAAAAACAAUAUCAAACAACAACUGAAGAAUGGCAAAAUAAUAAUAGAUCACAAGGUCAAUCACAACAACAACAAAAUCGUACAAGAAGAUAUGAAUUUGAAGAAGAUCCAGAAGAAGUUGAUGUUGGUCAAACUUUUGGAGGUAUUUCACUUGGUAAUAAUGAUGAUUCAAAUGAAUCAAAACCAAAAUUACCAAAUCGUAAUAGAUCAGAAUCAACAGAUCUUUAUGGUACACCAAAGAAUUCUAAUAAAAAAUGGGAACCAUUACAAAGUAAGAAACCAGAUCCAAUCAAAUUGAAUAAUGACGAUGAUGAUGAUUUUUUGUUAUCUGAUGAUGAAGAUUUAAAGAAGUAG